CGGUAUCCAUCUUCCUCCCGCACGCAGAAUUAGAUCAGGGCGACCGGGCCAGGGAGGAUGGAGAACAGCAGCGGCCGGGAGGUGCUUCCGAACGGAGGAGGAGCCGGGGGGAUGGGCAACGGCGCGGCUAACGGGCGGGCGGUGCAGGCGCUGCAGCGGAGCUUCGCCGAGGUGCAGGUGAUCCUGGAGAAGAACCGGAUUCUGAUCCAGGAGAUCACCCAGAACCAGGAGUCGCUCGAGGCCGGUGGCCUCAGCCGCAACGUCGCCCUCAUCCGCGAGCUCAACGGCAACAUCGCCCGCGUCGUCGACCUCUACAACGCCCUCUCCUGCUCCUUCUCCAGCUCCCUCACCAACGGCUCCGCCCCCGCUGCCUCCGACGCCUCCAAGGGGGGCUACAAGAGGCCGCGCCCUGCCCAGUAGAAGAGACAGACCGCCAGCGCCCUCUUCUCCUCUGUUCAGAUUUAGAUUUCUGCUGUGGCCAUCCAUGGCCAGGGCUCAGCGGCAGGCAGAUUUGAGACUUCCUCUUUUUUUUUUCGUUUUCUUCUUUGUUUUAGCGUUGAGCUGAGAGAUAUGGACAUGGGCAGCUUGUUGUCAGAGAUGAAACAAAGAUGCAGGCAGCAGUGUGUGGCUGUAUCAGUA
Triticum aestivum (bread wheat) is the source of this 639-nucleotide messenger RNA. Its product is annotated as protein ELF4-LIKE 3-like. The record is from RefSeq and is a predicted model, not a curated record. NCBI's taxonomy places the organism in Eukaryota, Viridiplantae, Streptophyta, Magnoliopsida, Poales, Poaceae. The transcript has a single exon. Bases 58 to 420 code for a protein of 120 amino acids. Gene Ontology annotation, biological process: entrainment of circadian clock; positive regulation of circadian rhythm.